AUGGAUGCUACUUACAAAGAAGAAAAACCACUCAAUCCAAGAUCAAAGGCUAAUAUUUUUGAAAUUGUAACCUAUGGGUGGAUUUUAAAAUUUAUCAAAAAAGGAUUAAAACAAGAAUUUGACUUGGUUGACUUGUAUAAUGUUUUGGAUGAUGAUUCGUCAGCUUUAUUGGGAAGUAAAUUACAAAAAUAUUGGGAUGACGAAUUGAUAAACGCAAAAACUAAUAACCGGAAUCCUAGUUUUCUCAAGACGCUAUUUAAAAUGUUUGGCACAAAGUUUAUGUUUUAUGGAAUUACUUUGACGGUAAUCCAGAUUAUUUUAAGCAUAGGCAUUUCGACUACGGUAGGACUAAUAGUCAAUCAUUUUGAAACUAAUACGUCAUCUUUUGAUCAAAAUCCAGUUGGAGUAUAUUUAGCAAUCGGAUUAAUUACUCUUUUGUUGAUAAGAUCAAUUGCCUUUAAUUCCUACAGCAUGUCAAUUGCACAUAUAUCGAUGAAAAUGCGAGUAGCGACAUGUGAUCUGAUUUACAAUAAGGCAUUGCGACUCAAAAUAAAUUCACUGGAUCCGAGUACAACUGGACAUAUAAUAAACUUAAUAUCAAAUGAUGUUAACCGAUUUGAUGUGUCUAUAGUAUGUAUACCUUUUUUAUGGCUCGGCCCUUUGGAAACAUUUGUUUCUAUUUUUUUUUUGUGGCGAGAAGUAGGUGUGUCAUCAGUUAUAGGAGUGGGUGCGUUACUCAUAUUUAUACCAUUACAAGUCUGGUUGGCGUCAAAGACAUCUAUUAUUCGAUUAAAAACGGCGAACCUAACCGACAAGAGGGUUCAUUUAAUGAAUGAAAUAAUAUCGGGAUUACAAACAAUCAAGAUGUAUACUUGGGAACCAUUUUUUGAUAAUCUUACAAGACAAUUAAGAAAGAAAGAAAUGACCAAAAUUAUUGAAUCGUCGUACAUAAAACGUAUUUUGUCGUCGUUCUUUAUAUUUAACACAAGGAUCGCAUUGUUUGUAAACAUUUUUUCAUACGUUCUGCUCGGAAACUACAUAACCGCAUCAAAAGUUUUUAUUAUAACAACAUACUAUACCAUGUUGCGGUCGUCAUUAACAUUACUUUUCCCACCAGGGAUAAGUUUAGCUGCUGAAUUACUAGUUUCAAUCAAAAGAUUUGAGAAUUUCCUAUUACGCGAAGAGAAGGAUAAACGACCAAUAAGUCAAAAAAAUACUACUACUUUGUUGGAAAAAUCAAGUAAUGGUAUUGAAAUGCCAAAUAACAAUAGUAGCAAACAAAAUGAUACUGAACAAUUAAGUAAUUCUAGUAUAGUUGUAUCGAACGCAACCGCCAAGUGGUCAGACAAUCAAACCGAUAAUACAUUAGAAAAUAUCAAUUUAACUGUAAGACCAGGUCGUUUGGUUGCAAUAAUCGGUCCAGUUGGAGCUGGAAAAAGUUCGUUGAUACAAGCAAUUUUACAAGAGUUACCACUUUCUGAAGGAAACAUUUCAGUGCUUGGAGUAGUGUCUUACGCAUCACAAGAACCAUGGUUAUUUGCAGGUUCUGUAAAACAAAAUAUUUUAUUUGGUUCACCAAUGGAUAAGGAUCGUUAUAAAAAAGUUAUACAAGUUUGUGCAUUGAAAACUGAUUUAGAACAGUUGACAUACGGCGAUAAAACAAUAGUAGGGGAAGAGGAGUUUCUUAGUGGUGGACAAAGAGCAAGAAUCAAUUUAGCAAGAGCAAUAUACAAACAAGCAGAUAUUUAUUUAUUGGAUGAUCCUCUAUCAGCAGUUGACACUCGUGUUGGAAAGCAUUUAUACGAAAAGUGCAUAAAAAAUUACCUCAAAGAAAAGACUUGCAUACUCGUAACCCAUCAGAUUCAAUACUUAACUAAUGUAGAUCAAAUUGUUUUGAUGGAAAAUGCAAAAGUGGUAGCAGAAGGUUCUUAUAAAGAACUUCAAACUUCUGGUUUAGACUACACUAAAUUACUCGAAUUGUCUACUGAAACCGCAGUUUUACCCGGUAAUGAUACUAAAAUGGAUAAAUCUAGCCAUAAUAAUAUAGCACGGUCCAUAUCGUAUAGUCGGCAAGAGUCUAUCUUAAGUGUUGGGUCAUCAAUCGAAGAAACCAAAUGUAGAGAAAUUAUAACUGAACCUGAGGAAGUAGCUGAAACCCGUUCUUCGGGAAAUAUAUCAUUUAAUGUUUAUAUGUCAUAUAUUUUCGCUGGUGGUCAUUUGUGCAAAGUUAUAAGUUUAAUAUUGAUGUGUAUCUGUACGCAAUUCCUUGCAUCGGGUGGAGAGUAUUGGGAUAACUUAUUGGGUAAAUUUAGAGAAACAUGUGUUUGGUGCAACAAAACCUAUCAAUCAAAACAACUCUACGACACACUAACAAUCUUAAUCGUAUUAGCUACCUUAGCGGAAUCAACUUUAUUAGUAUCUCUAUGCACUACGGCAUCAACGAAUUUACAUAAUAAAAUGUUCAGUGCUAUUACAAGAUCAACAAUUAAUUUUUUAAAUAAAAAUCCAUCAGGGCGAAUUCUUAAUCGUUUUUCAAAAGAUAUAGGACUAAUUGAUGAAAUAUUGCCUAAUGUAUUAGUCGAUGUUUAUACAGAAGGAGUUACUCGGAGCCCUAUAUAUACUCACGUGAAUGCAUCUAUCCUAGGACUGACUACAGUAAGAUCAUUUGAAGUAGAACAAAUUCUUUCUAAUGAGUUUGCAAUCCACCAGGAUCUACAUUCAUCAGCGUGGUAUUUAUUUAUUGCUUUGGGGAGAGGCAUUGGACUUUGGAUUGAUAUAAUUUGUCUAUUAUUUAUAAGUACUGUAACGUUUUACUUUGUAUUUGUUAAUAAUGAUACCUAUGGUGGAAAUGUCGGGUUAGCUAUUACACAAUCAAUUGGAUUAGCUAGUUUGUUCCAAUGGGUAAUUAGACAGUCUGCGGAAUUGGAAAACCAAAUGACGUCUGUCGAAAGAGUUUUAGAAUAUUCAAAUGUACCACAAGAACCAGCUCUUGAAUCGCAUCCCGACAAGAAGCCAUCAAAACCAGAUGCACCAUUUGUUUUGAACAAUUUGAAUUUUAACAUUGCACCUGCAGAAAAAGUUGGGAUUGUUGGAAGGACUGGAGCAGGAAAAUCAUCUUUGAUUGCAGCGUUAUUUAGAUUAGCUUAUAACGAGGGUAACAUAAUUAUCGAUGGUAUAGAAAUACACGAUUUGGGAUUACACGACUUGAGGUCCAAAAUUUCCAUCAUACCUCAAGAACCAGUUUUGUUUACAGGAACAAUGAGAAACAAUUUAGAUCCAUUUGAUGAAUACCCAGAUCAUGUCCUUUGGAAAGCUUUAGAUGAAGUGGAACUGAAAAACAUAGUUGAAGAUUUGUCAAAUGGUCUAAACUCAAAAAUGUCAGAAGGUGGAUCUAAUUUCAGCGUUGGUCAAAGACAAUUAGUAUGUUUGGCUAGAGCAAUUAUACGAAAUAACAAAAUUCUAGUGUUAGACGAAGCCACUGCAAAUGUCGAUCCACAAACUGACUCUUUAAUUCAAAACACUAUAAGAAAAAAAUUUUCCGAGAGUACUGUAUUAACGAUUGCACAUCGCUUGAAUACAGUGAUGGAUUCUGACAAGAUACUUGUAAUUGACGCUGGGACAGUUGUUGAAUUUGAUCAUCCACAUAAUUUAUUGAAAAAUGAAGAUGGAUUUUUCUACAAAAUGGUAGCACAAACUGGACCAAACAAUGCUCAAUCUUUACACAACAUAGCUUAUGAGAGUUACAAUAACGUACACAAUAUGCCAAGUGAACAUCGAUUGACAAGUAUUAAUGAAGAUGAAAACUAA
Macrosiphum euphorbiae (potato aphid) is the source of this 3807-nucleotide messenger RNA. Lineage: Eukaryota; Metazoa; Arthropoda; Insecta; Hemiptera; Aphididae. The record is from the annotation of a GenBank genome assembly.